AUGGACGCUUGCAAUGAUCAUGAGACCUUUUGGGCCCCCGGAACAGUUGCACUCGAAGACCUCCAAUCCAGGAACAGCCUGGUAUUGUUCCCAACCCCCUCAUCGGACCCCAACGAUCCUCUCAACUGGUCAAAGGCCCGAAAAGCUCUAAACUUUACCCUGGUCAGCUUUUUCGUUCUAUGGACUUUCGUCCAACUGGACAUUGGCUUCACGGCAUGGGGUCCCAUGGAGACAGAACUCGGGUUCUCGGUCGAUAUCCUCAACGCAGAAGCAGCUGUCAACUAUGGCGGUCUCGCCGUAGGUUGUAUCUUCUUCACGCCCUUGGUACACAAGUAUGGCCGACGCCCAAUCUACAUAUUCAGCGUGGCUCUUCAGUUCGCAUCAUGCAUCUGGCAGGCCAAGACAUAUAGUGUUGGAGAUUUGAUUGGCAGUGGAUUGAUCUCAGGCAUUGGAGGUGCGAUCAGUGAGAUCGUGGUCCAGAUCACCAUUGCAGACUUGUUUUUUGUUCAUCAGCAUGCGACGAUGAACGGCUGGUAUGUGAUUGUGCAAUCAGCAGGGGCCUUUUUGGGCCCUGUGGCAUCGGGGUACAUCGUUGUAUCACAGGGGUGGCGAUGGAUGUGGUGGUGGUGUGUGAUCUUCUUUGGGGUAACACUUGUCUGUGUGAUUCUCCUCUUUGAAGAAUCAAAGUAUAUACCUAUUAUCUAUGGCCAAGACGCUACCGCGACAUCGCAUGGGACCGGCGAGUCGGCCGAAGUUCACAAAGAUGGCGAUUUGGUGGAUAAGGCGGCCGUGCUUGAUAAACCAUACAGAGCGUCUACUAAUCCGGAAAUCAGACCAAAGACAUACUUCCAGCGAAUGGCAUGGAUCACCCCGACUGAUGAGAGUCUUUGGCCGCAUUUCUAUCAGCCCAUCGAGGCCCUCUUCACAUUUCCCGCUGUUUCAUAUGCCGCCAUCACAUAUGGAUCUACUCUUUGCUGGUUUGCAAUCAUGACUUCCCUACAGGCAUCCUACAUGAUUUUACCGCCAUACAACUUCGACGCGAAAGGAGUUGGACUGAUGAACAUCGCUCCAUUUGUUGGCGCAGUCCUUGGGUUCCCAUUUGGUGGACAUUUGAGCGACAAAUCGAUUCUGUGGCUAUCGAAACGGAACCGUGGAUAUUAUGAGCCAGAGAUGCGUCUUUGGCUUGCUCUCCCACUAGCCGUGGUCACCCCUGUGGGCAUACUCAUGUUUGGGCUGGGACUUGCAUAUGGUGCUCACUGGGCUUUACUAGCCGUUGGAUUUGGUGUCUUUGGGUUUGCAUUUGCAGCUAUCAGCGGAAUUGCUCUUUCAUAUCUCAUGGAUUGUUAUCAAGAUAUCAUUGGCGAUGCACUAAUUGGUGUGAUAUUCAUGCGCAAUAUUUUCUCGGUCAUUGUUUUGUUUGUCCUUACUCCUUGGGUCAACCGCAUGGGAAUGCGAGACUUGCAUAUUUUGGUCGCCGUCAUCGCUUUCGUGAUUCUUCUGCUUCCUCUUCCCCUACUCAAGUGGGGGAAACGGGCAAGAAUCGCGACUGCAUCGAGAUAUAGAAAGAUGGCGGCGAACCAACUUAGCCACCGAACAGUCUAA
This is a messenger RNA of Penicillium olsonii, 1602 nucleotides long. The record is from the annotation of a GenBank genome assembly. Lineage: Eukaryota; Fungi; Ascomycota; Eurotiomycetes; Eurotiales; Aspergillaceae.